This is a messenger RNA of Amoebophrya sp. A25, 1046 nucleotides long. The record is from the annotation of a GenBank genome assembly. NCBI's taxonomy places the organism in Eukaryota, Dinophyceae, Syndiniales, Amoebophryaceae.
AUGACCCAAACGGUCUCAGCCGUCUCAUGCUUAAUCCAUGCGGCGCAGCAGGACUAUCCUGCGCAUGUGCAGCAAGCUCAAGAAGAAUAUCUAGCGGAGACGGGAUGUUUUAUCGGCGAUAAGCACGCAGGAAGCGAGGAAUUGGCCAGUCCCGUGGGGACGGGGAGUGUGGCGACACCGCGAAGACCUUCUGGGGAUGGAGGUGGUUUUAGUGCUAGUAGUAUGCUAAGUAAUAACUUAGUGGCUGGUGGAGGUUCAUCAAGUUCAAGUGGAGCAAAUCUUCCCCCAUUACAGUUGCUGUCAUCUUCGAGCAAUGCAAAUGCGCACAAGACCCGCAACGUUCCUGGAACUACUCCGACCUCAAUAGCAGCAGCAAAUUCACCACGAAAAUCCAUCAUAGGAGGCCAAGACAGCGAUGCAUUGUGGGACCAUCAGUCUUGUCAAAAAACACCGCGGACGCCAGAAGAUUGUGCUGGCAAACUCACUGAGCAAGCUGGAGGAAUGACAGGAGACCGCAACAGUGUAGCAUUACGAGCGUCCACCUCAGUAGCGAGUCAGCAUAGUCAACAUGUACAUUUUGCAGAUGAGGAUGUUCAGAAAAAUGAAGCAGAUGAGAUAAGGGAAACAACUGCACUUCUUGUAGGUGUUGAUGGAGAAACGACGCCAAGCAAGUGUUUUGGAAUCAAGAAACAGGCUACAAAUCACGCCCUAGACCAAGAUCAGACAGAAACCCCCAGCAGCACACAAGGAGAAGCGACUACGCCAAAGACUGUGGUGAGGAGAGAACCCUCGAAAUUCAGCAUGUACGCGACGUAUAUGGCAGGAAUGUCGAGGAAGUCUAAGCGGUUGCAAGCUCUCGUCAACGACAAGAACACGGAGAGCAUUUUCCCCGCUCGACUGUUUUUUCCACUGAUGGGAUGGAUCGGAUUGCUAGUGGGUGAGCGUAUUCUGGCGAUCUCUGCGGAUAUGAGCAUGUCUUGGUGGAGCGCGGCAGACGACACUCCAGCAGCACCAGCAGGAGAAGUACCUCCAAUAUCUGUAUCCCC